This is a messenger RNA of Micromonas pusilla CCMP1545, 2193 nucleotides long. RefSeq lists its product as uncharacterized. Gene Ontology annotation, molecular function: protein binding. Lineage: Eukaryota; Viridiplantae; Chlorophyta; Mamiellophyceae; Mamiellales; Mamiellaceae. The coding region runs from base 1 to 2193 and encodes 730 amino acids. Gene Ontology annotation, cellular component: cytoplasm; Cul4-RING E3 ubiquitin ligase complex. The record is from RefSeq and is a predicted model, not a curated record. The transcript has 2 exons.
AUGGCGCGCCCGCGCGACCGCUCGUCGACGUUCCUCGACGUCAUGCGGCGGCAGUGGGACCCCGCGCACCGCCGUCGACCGUCGCUGCGCCACCCCGAGUUCAUCCGAGGCCUCCGACUCACGCAGACGCUCGCCGCGCACGUCGGAUGCGUCAACGCCGUCGCGUUCGACGAGCGCGCGACGCGCCUCGUCUCCGGCUCGGACGACCUCCGCGUGUGCGUGUGGGGCGUCGGCGCGGGGUUCCCGCUCGUCGGGAGCGUGCACACCGGGCACACGCACAACAUCUUCAGCGCGGAGUUCGUCCCGGGGUCCAACGCGAGCAAGUGCGUGACGACGUCCGGCGACGGCGACGUGCGCCUCAUCGACCUCGAGCGCGGAUUCGCGUCGACGCCGCGGACGCCGCCGCCGCGUCGCGGCGACCGGCGAUACUUCGAUCGCGCGGCCCCGGAUAACCCGGCGGCGCGAUCCGUCUUCCACGGCGAUGAUCUCGAGCGCGCGGGGAUGGGCAUGAAGGUCCGGUUCGUCCCGCACCACCCGGACGUCUUCCUGACGACGCAUCAAGACGGCCGCGUGCGGCGGUUCGACCUCCGAGCGCCGACGAAUCGCUCCGGCGGCGGCGGCGCGCACGAGACGAUCGUCGACCUGAGCGUCCAGGGGUCGCUGUCCGACAUCGCGUUCGACCCGUCCGCGCCCGCGCUGUUCGCGCUCGGGUGCGACGACCCGUACGUGCGGAUAUUCGACGUCCGGCACGUCGAGAGUGGGGGAGGCGCGGACGGAGCCGGCGGCGCGUCUCGGCGGCGGCGACGCGGGCGGUCGCCGCGCGCGCGCGAAAACCUCGCCGGCGACGGGACGAUCCCCGUCGUCGCGAAGUACGCGCCGUCCGCGCGGCACGGGUUCAACGCGCGGUCGCUGCGGUUCGACGGCGUCAGCGGGCUCGCGUACGGGAGAGACGGCGAGCUCGCGGUGACGUACCGCGGCGAGCACCUGUACGUGUUGAAUCAACGCGCGCUCGAGAGAAGUCGCGCGGACGACGGGUGGAGCCGCGGAGCGACGGCGUUCGGCGGCGGCGGCGCGGGAGAUGGACUCGGACUCGACCUCGACCUCGACCUCGACGCGCGGGAGAUGGACGAGCGCGGGUGGCGCGCGUUCGCCGGAGCGACGACGACGACGACGACGACGACGACGUCGCGGUCGCCGACGCCGGGGACGGACGGCGGCGGAGGACGACGUCGCGAGACGUCCCCGGAGUUUGGGUACGCGUCGCCGCGAGAGGCGGGGAGCCGGAGCGCGAGCCGGAGCCCGGAGCCGAGGACCGCGGCGGGGGCCGUCGCGAGCGGUCGUCGUCCCGACGGAGACGCGCCGCUCGACGACGACGACGAUGACGCGCGCGAGCGGCGCGGCGAGGGCGGGGAAGGGGACGGAUCCUCCGAGGACGAGGAGGACGGCGGCGGCGCGGCCGCGCCCGCGACGGCGCGCGCCGACGCGGAGCGACGGAGCAUCUCGCUGCCUCGGUCUCGAAUCGCGUCUCCGGAGUUCGGCGGCGGCGACGACGGCGGGUGGGGUCUGUUCCCGGAGGACCCGCUGCUGUUCCACGACCCCGCGGUGCGGCGAUACGUCGGGCACAAAAACGUCAAGACGUUUUUGAAGGGCGUCGCGUUUCUGUGCGACGACGCGUACGUCUCCACGGGGGGCGACUGCGGCGGACUGUUCAUCUGGAGGAAAGACACGUGCGAGCUCGUUCGAAGGCUCCAGGCGGACGGGCAGGUCGUGAACAACGUGUGCCCGCAUCCGCAUCUGCCGACGAUCGUCACGAGCGGGAUCGACGACGAGAUGCGCGUGUGGGAGCCGGGGGAGGGGGUGCACACGGCGACGAUGCCGACGAGGGACGACGACGCGUCGGACGAGGAUUUGGACGAUUUUUUCGGGCGGGGCGCGAGCGGCGAGUCCGAGUCCGAGUCCGAGUCCGAGUCCGAGUCCGACGACGACGGAGAUCACGUCACGGAGAUCACGGAGAUCACGUUACGUGACGGAGAUCACGACGCCGACGUCGGAAGAGAUCGCCGCCGCGGAGGAGGAGGCGGAGGAGGACGCGCCGCCGCCGCCGCCGCCCGCGCCCGAAGACGGGGAGAUCGAGCCCGCGGCGGACGAAGACGACGAGGGAUCGGGGUCGGGGUCGGACGCCCCCGAGCGUAA